Messenger RNA from Lycium barbarum (goji berry), 2317 nucleotides. Its product is annotated as glycerophosphocholine acyltransferase 1-like. The transcript has 3 exons. The coding region runs from base 1315 to 1848 and encodes 177 amino acids. Lineage: Eukaryota; Viridiplantae; Streptophyta; Magnoliopsida; Solanales; Solanaceae. The record is from RefSeq and is a predicted model, not a curated record. Gene Ontology annotation, biological process: phosphatidylcholine biosynthetic process.
AUUAUGGCAGUGGUUUGAGAGUAAGCAAAAAUCAGGGAUAUGAGUCGAGUACUGUAGCUUGUUCACCUCUGUCGAAUUUCGUGUUGGACUGUCCAUUUUGGGAUUCUGUUUCUCUCACUCUUUGGCCCCGGAGUAUAAUCUUUGCGAUCUUUCGUUACAUAACUAAAGCUGCUUUUUGUCAAAACUAAGAUUGUUUCUGGAGGAGUAUUUCAUUGCAAAAGAAUAAAGGACAUGGUGUAUAAUUAUAAUGUGAAAAGAAAAUGGUGUAUAAGGAUAAUCUGAAGCAUACCAGUUGUCCUCCCAUGGUUUGUCUUGCUUGCAUUUGUUUUUUUUUAUGAGCCUUAUUAUAGUGCAAGUUCAGUGAUAUAGUGCAUGAGGCUGACGUGGAAGUGAAGCUUGGCACCCAGGUCAUACAGAAGAAAGAUAGUUUCAAGAAUCUUGGGUCUAUUAUACAAGGAAAUGGGGAGAUUGAUGAUGACGUCACACACUGUAUUGGUGCAGGGUGAAUGAAAUGGAGGCUUGCCUCCGGAGUUUUGUGUGACAAGAAGGUGCCACCAAAACUUAAAGGCAAGUUCUACAAAGUGGUGGUUAGACUAACUAUGUUGUAUGGGGCAGAGUGUUGGCUAGUCAAGAAAUCUCAUGUUCAGAAGAUGAAAGUGGCGGAAAUGAGAAUGCUGCGAUGGAUGUGUGGGCACACUAGGAGCGAUAGGAUUAGAAAUGAAGUCAUCCGAGACAAGGUUGGAGCAGCCUCAGUGGAAGACAAGAUGCGGGAAGCGAGGCUGAGGUGGUUUGGCCAUGUGAUGCGGAGAGAUACAAAUGCCCCAGUGCGGAGGUGCGAGAGGCUGGCUAGCGACGGUUUUAGAAGAGGUAGAGGUAGGUCGAAGAAGUAUUGGGGAGAGGUGAUUAGAUAGGACAUGGCGCAUGUCCUGCUUACCGAGGACAUGACCUUAGAUAUGAGGGUAUGGAGGACUCAUAUUAGGGUAAAAGGCUAGUAAGUAGUCGCGUUUAUCCUUUCUUAUGAGUAGUUAUAUUGCUCUAUAAUUUCUUGUCUCUUGAUUUCUGCGAGUAUCUGUUGGUUUAUAAUGGCUUAUUUACUUUCAUUGUUUUCAUUUUCAUAAUUGCUUUGAUUUGUUUGCCCGUAUCUGACCUUUCUAUGCUUUUUCUUGAGCCGAGGGUCUUCCGGAAACAGCCUCCCUACCCAAGGUAGGGGUAAGGUCUGCGUACACUCUACCCUCCCCAGACCCAACGUUGUGAGAUUCACUGGGGUUGGUUUUCUUCACAAUACGGUGGUGGGAUCCUGAGUUUUUUGGAGCUAUGCAUCCAGAAGGGACUCCAAAAAGAGCGUCAUGGCCUUAUGUAGAAAACCGAUCCUACCUUUGGGAAUGGCUGUUUUUUGUUCCAUUAGCUGCUUACUUUCUCUGGCAAGUACUCUAUUAUCUCAUUGUAGAGGUUCUACGGCGACAGAGACUCUUACGAGACCCUGAAGUUAUGACUUCUUACAGGGAGCUGUCCAAGAAAGCGAAAAAAGCAAACAACAUAUGGUGGCGUUUAAGCGGUUUGCUUGGUGACCAGAACCGGUUGCUUAUGUUUAUUCUGCUCCAGGCUAUAUUUACAGUGGCAACUACAGCACUUACAGUGCCCAUAUUUCUGUCAUAUAAGUUGCAUCUGUUAUACCAAAUACUCAAGGUCUCAGCAUCAGUAUGGAAUGGUGGAAAUUUUCUAUUAGAAGUAAUGCCAAGACAGGUGAUUCUCAAGGAGAAAAAGAAAUCAGUGAUGCAAACUGUUCCACAACAGCAACAUGAGACUCCUUUGAAAGACAGCUCUAUGGAAACUGGUAAUGCUUACUAAACACCUUAUGUAACUGUCUCUCAGUUGGAGGCUUCAUAAUUGGCUCAGUUUUAGUUGUUAACGUUUGUGUCUGGUUUACAAAUGAAUGGAGAAGUUCAGUAUGUAACUCCUUAUAAGUUUGUGAAUUUGGUGGAAGAAUAUGAGCCAGCAUGUUCCUGUGGUGUGUACUAAAAUUGAAUGGGUCUCAUGUGGUGUGAAUUAGAAUUGAAUGGUUUCAUGUUGUUAGGCGGCAAAGGUGAAUUUAGGGCGAACUUUGUAGGUUCAACUAAAAUUAAUGUUCAAAUUUUUAAUAACUAGUUUCUGGAAAUGUGCGAUUCUUGUUGAUCAGUACAAUUAAAAAAAAAAAAAAAACAGUAUAAUUAUAAAUUAUAUUAAACUAUGUGUGAUAAAAUGAACCUUUUGACGAUUAUUAUUUGAUCAAUCUCCAACUUUCCCCACCAACAAUGGCUUCUGAUUACUACAUAUUUAC